AUGGGGAAUCUUGGGGAAUAUCUGGGUUCGGAAUUCAAGGGCCUCGAGGAGUCCCCAACUCACCCCGGGAUCGUCAAAAAAAAGACGAGGCGCGCCGUCCCGAUGUGCGAGGGUCCUCCGCCGAAGCUCGAGAAUCCGAGUGACCCCGAGCUGGACGCCGAGGGCCGCGUGCUGACAGUCGAGUUCCCUGCCCUGUGCAUCAUCUGCGUCUACGUGCCCAACUCCGGGCGAGGCCUGGGCCGCCUGAGCUUCCGGCAGGCCUGGGACGAGCGCUUCUGCUCCUUCGUGUCCCAGCUGGACCGGUCCAAACCGGUCGCCAUCUGCGGCGACCUCAACGUCGCCCACCAGCCCUUGGACCUGAGGAACCCGUCGGGGAACAAGAGGAGCCCCGGGUUCACGCGGGAGGAGAGGGAGCUGCUGGGGGCGGGCUUCCUCGACAGCUUCCGGGUGUUUAACCCCUUGCUGCCCAACGCCUUCACCUUCUGGACCUACCUGAGCGGGGCCAGGGCCAGGAACGUGGGCUGGAGGCUGGAUUACUGCCUGUGGUCCCAGAGGGGCAGGAAGGAUCUGUGCGACAGCAGGAUCGAGCAGCGGGCCCAGGGCAGCGACCACUGUCCCGUGGGGAUCUACCUGGCGCUGGAGGGGGCAGGCUGA
Molecule: messenger RNA, 654 nt
Organism: Colius striatus (speckled mousebird)
Lineage: Eukaryota; Metazoa; Chordata; Aves; Coliiformes; Coliidae
Product: DNA-(apurinic or apyrimidinic site) endonuclease-like
Exons: 3
Coding region: 1-654 (217 amino acids)
Biological process (GO): base-excision repair
Cellular component (GO): nucleus
Molecular function (GO): double-stranded DNA 3'-5' DNA exonuclease activity; DNA binding; endonuclease activity
Source: RefSeq, a predicted model, not a curated record